This is a messenger RNA of Fraxinus pennsylvanica, 1569 nucleotides long. Lineage: Eukaryota; Viridiplantae; Streptophyta; Magnoliopsida; Lamiales; Oleaceae. The record is from the annotation of a GenBank genome assembly.
AUGGCUAAGUUUUUGCGGCUAAUUAUAGUGGUUCUGAUCAGAACCAAUUGGAGAAAGAUGUUUGUUGUUGGUGCAAUUCUUACAAUAUGUAGUGUUGUAAUACAGAUUUCUUCACUUCCUUACCCACUGAACCAAUGGAUUUUACCACGAACCACGAAAAUUUCCUCCUACAAACAUUUGAACACUGCAACACACUUGAUUGAAAAUCACCCACUAUCUGUUCAAGAUGCCCGGGCAAUUGCUUCACUUAAUUAUUCAGCAAAUUUGAAUCACUCAGCGGUAAUUUCCAAUGAGCAGCAAAGGGUUUCUCGACGGAGAAGGAGAAAACACCAUAUGGAAUCGACUAUGGAUACUCCACCAUCACCACCUUAUAUUGUUAGAAAACUGCCUGAUCACUUGAGGCACGUAUUGUCAUUGACACCAGAUGAAGCACUUGCAUUUGCCAAAAGAGAAAUUGAAAAUGCCCCAAUCGUUAGUGAAGAUCCUGAACUCUAUACUCCCCUAUUCCGAAAUAUUUCUACUUUCAAAAGGAGCUACGAGUGGAUGGAAUACAUACUAAAAGUUUACAUUUACCAAGAAGGGAAUAGGCCUAUUUUUCACGACCCUCAUCUCAUAGGAAUUUAUGCAUCUGAAGGAUGGUUUAUGAAGUUAAUGGAAGAAAACAGGCAAUUUGUAACAAAGGAUCCAGAAAAGGCUCACUUAUUUUAUCUUCCGUAUAGUGCACGCCAGUUAAAAUCGGCUCUUUAUGUCCCCAAUUCACAUAAUCUUAGGCCGUUGUCAAUCUUCCUGCGGGACUAUGUGAAUAUGCUAGCGGAAAAGUAUCCUUUCUGGAACCGUACUCAUGGAUCAAAUCAUUUUCUAGUUGCUUGCCACGACUGGGGACCGUAUACAUUGAAGGAGCACGAGGAACUUAUAACAAACACGAUAAAAGUUAUCUGCAAUGCAGAUGCCUCAGAAGGAAUCUUCAAAGCUGGAAAAGAUGUUUCCCUGCCAGAAACUCUUGUAAAGAAUCCCCGAAGGACUCAUAGAAAUCUUGGUGGAAAAAGAGUGUCACAACGGCCAAUUCUUGCUUUUUAUGCCGGGCAUAUGCAUGGUAGGGUCCGUCCCAUACUUUUCAAGUACUGGAGUGACAAAGACGAGGACAUGAGGAUUUAUGGGGCUUUGCCAAAUAGAGUAUCGAGAAAUAUGUCUUAUACCGAACACAUGAAAUCAAGCAAAUAUUGCGUAUGCCCAAUGGGGUACGAAGUGAACAGCCCGAGGAUUGUUGAGGCCAUAUACUACGAGUGCGUCCCAGUUAUAAUUGCCGAUGGUUUUGUCCUUCCUUUCGAUGAUGUACUCAACUGGAAUGCAUUUUCCGUCAUUGUUGCUGAAAAGGAUAUCCCAAAGCUGAAAGAAAUACUCUUAGCUAUCCCUUUGAGACAAUAUCUAACCAUGCAAACCAAUGUGAAAAUGUUGCAGAAGCAUUUUCUCUGGAACGCAAAAUCAGUUAGAUAUGAUCUGUUCCAUUUUAUUCUACAUUCAAUUUGGAAUAGCAGACUUAAGCAGAUUCAGAUACCACAGCCCUCAUAA